UAUAUAUAUAUAUUAUAAUCUUUCCGCGUGUGUAUAUAACACUGACGACACGGCUUCCCUCUUUAGUCUCUCGUCGGACUCUACGCGCACGUACGCCUGCGUUUUAUCGUCAAUCAAAGUCCUCUAUAGAAUAAACACGUCGUGUUUUUACUUUUAGUCCUCUGCCGCCACUCGCCAGAACAGGUCGCUUUGCACGCGGUACAGCUGCUGCAGUUCAGUAACCGCGUAUAACAGCUAUAUAAAACCGUUUCCAGACGAAACUUACGACGAAAUGUUCAAGCCGACGAUAUUCGCGCUCGCGGGCGUUUUAAUUUUCGGUUUCGGACGCUGCGACGAUGCGAUCCGCGACGACAUGCACCCGUUGUCGGAUGACUUCAUCGAUCACAUAAAUUCGAUACAAGAUUAUUGGAGCGCCGGCCGCAAUUUUCAUAAGGACACUUCGCUUUCUUAUAUCAAAGGAUUGAUGGGCGUGCACGAGAUGAACAAGCAUUAUCCAAAACUGGAACAACUUUUGUCUUACACCGACGCAGUGACUGAUCUGCCGGAGAAUUUCGACGCUAGGGAACACUGGCCGAAUUGCCCGACCAUUAGAGAAGUCAGGGACCAAGGCUCGUGCGGGUCUUGUUGGGCUUUUGGAGCUGUAGAAGCUAUGUCUGACCGUGUCUGCAUUCAUUCAAACGGAACGAAAAAUUUCUAUUUUUCGGCUGAGAAUUUAGUUUCCUGUUGUUGGACUUGUGGUUUUGGAUGCAAUGGUGGCUUCCCAGGAGCGGCAUGGAACUAUUGGAAAAAUAAAGGCAUUGUUAGCGGAGGUCCAUAUGGAUCUAAAUUGGGAUGUAUUCCAUACGAAAUUGCUCCGUGUGAACAUCACGUGAAUGGUACUCGAGGACCAUGUAAGGAAGGAGGUAAAACUCCUAAAUGUGUAAAAAAAUGUGAGGAUGGAUACAAAGUGCCUUAUGAAAAAGAUUUACACCGCGGUAAAAUUGCAUACUCGAUUAGUAAUGACGUUGACCAAAUCAGACAAGAAAUUUAUAGAAAUGGUCCAGUUGAAGGCGCAUUUACUGUGUAUGAAGAUUUUGUAAAUUACAGAGAUGGAGUGUAUAAACAUGUUGCUGGUAAGGCUCUCGGAGGUCAUGCAAUUAGAAUACUUGGUUGGGGUGUUCAUAAAGAUGAUAAAAAUGGUAAUAUACCAUACUGGUUGAUAGCUAAUUCAUGGAAUACUGAUUGGGGUAGUGAUGGUUUUUUCAAAAUAUUGCGAGGAAGUGACGAGUGUGGUAUUGAAGGACAAAUUAAUGCUGGUUUACCAGCAUAUUAAUUUGCCUUAUUUAUAGAUUAAACAUUUACGAAUUCCAUAAUUAUUUACUAUGAGUCAAACCGUUUUUAUUAUUACUAGAUACUUUUUUUUUUUUUUUUUUUUUUAAUAUUCUGAGCGUAUUAUCUAUUAUCAACCAUAAGCUAAUUUUGAUUUGAUAUAAUAAAUUAUAAAAUAAAAUAAAUAAGAGUACCUAUUAUAUUAUUAUUUAUUUGUGUUUAAUAAAUUGAUUUGUAUUUUGUACGAUGUA
Molecule: messenger RNA, 1559 nt
Organism: Aphis gossypii (cotton aphid)
Lineage: Eukaryota; Metazoa; Arthropoda; Insecta; Hemiptera; Aphididae
Product: cathepsin B-like
Exons: 7
Coding region: 272-1312 (346 amino acids)
Biological process (GO): regulation of catalytic activity
Cellular component (GO): lysosome
Molecular function (GO): cysteine-type endopeptidase activity
Source: RefSeq, a predicted model, not a curated record